This is a messenger RNA of Mauremys mutica (yellowpond turtle), 1213 nucleotides long. It is a transcript of the gene AK6, whose product is annotated as adenylate kinase 6. The record is from RefSeq and is a predicted model, not a curated record. NCBI's taxonomy places the organism in Eukaryota, Metazoa, Chordata, Testudines, Geoemydidae. The transcript is spliced from 5 exons. Gene Ontology annotation, molecular function: ATP hydrolysis activity; ATP binding; AMP kinase activity. The coding region runs from base 147 to 662 and encodes 171 amino acids. Gene Ontology annotation, cellular component: cytoplasm; nucleus.
AACAAAUCAAGCGGCGGUGGGGCAGCUGCUGACGGCCUUAGUGUGCGCCGGGCCUGGAGGCUAGGGAAGGCCCCGGGAAGGUGCUCACGUGUCUCCUAGGUGACUAGUCUGCUGCUUUCGUCCCAGCAGCCGGCGAGACGCCAGACAUGCGGCGGCCCAACAUCCUGCUCACGGGUACUCCUGGUGUAGGGAAGACUACACUGGGCAAAGAGCUUGCAGCAAGAGUAGGGGCAACAUAUGUUAAUGUGGGUGAUUUGGCAAAAGAAGGGGAAUUAUAUGAAGGCUUUGAUGAGGAAUAUGAAUGCCCAAUUUUGGAUGAAGACCGAGUAAUUGAUGAACUAGAAGACAAAAUGAAUGAAGGUGGAGUUAUUGUUGAUUAUCAUGGCUGUGACUUCUUCCCAGAACGUUGGUUUCAUAUAGUAUUUGUACUUCGCACUGAAAACUCAUUUCUGUACGACAGACUUGAAAGCAGAGGGUACAAAGGGAAAAAACUACAGGACAACAUUCAAUGUGAGAUUUUCCAGACUAUUUAUGAAGAGGCAAUGUCAUCUUAUAAGGAAGAAAUUGUACACCAGUUGCCUAGUAACACGCCAGAGGACCUGGAGCGGAAUUUAGACCAGAUUGUACAGUGGAUUGAGCAGUGGAUGAAAGACAACAACUGAAAUUUGAGGAAAAAGGAACAUGUUGGACUUUUUUUCCCCAGGUUAUUCUGACCAUUCAAUAAAUGAAAUUUGUAAUUGUGGCAUGGCUAACUAACCUUUCUUUGUUCAGUUGCACUUCAGGGACUAUGAUUUUUUAAUCUGAGAAACUGAGGAAUUAUAAUAAUGAUUGAUCAUACUGAUGAAUCUGAUAUGGUUAAAAUAAUGCCAACCACUGAAGGAUGGAUUUUGUCCUGAGAGGAGCUGGGAUCUAUAUUAUAAAAUGGUCAUAGAGGGAAGUCAGGAGCACACAUAGGCUGUUCUUACAUUAGAGAAAGCUCCAGACUACAAUGGAGUGAGUAUAUAUUUGAAAGCUUAUGUUCAUGGUAGGUAAUGUGAAAUGCAUGACUUUUGUGAGCUGUUUUCAAAUGCUAAGAUAUUUUAAAACAGCAGAAGCUUCUUCAUAGCAUAGAGGAGCAUAUCAUCAAAUAUUUCUCCAUACCGUAAACCAUUGCUCAUUUUAUGUUGAUUAAAAGUCACCCAAAGUGAAUAAAAUAAAGUUUUUGUGAAUGGAA